AUGAGUACUAUCACGACUCGCGACAGGCGACUACCUAACGCAGGGUUAGGAACAUUAGCACGAGUCAACUCAGCAAAGGAUCUCGCGGUAGCAUCUGACAUUAAGCCAGGACGCCAACGAGGAGGAAUCAAGUUUCAUGCCAACACAGACAGGAUCAAUAUAGUCAAAGAUCCUGCCAUGUAUCGGGCUGAUCGUGAAAUGAAUCUGGCUCACUUUAAGGAACUCAUGAAUAUAUUUAGGCUGUCAUCCAAUAGCAACACGGGGACAAUGUCACUAGAGGACUUCAAGAGUGCAUUUGCAACAGUUCUGGGAAAAGGACUCACAGAUGAGCAGAUGAGCAUUUUAUUCAUGAAAAUAGACGCCAAUACCGACAAUGAAAUUGAUUGGGAUGAUUUCAGUACAUACAUGCUACUUCGCGCUGAGGGUCAAAAGCUGAUGCUCGAAGAAGCAGAAACACGUCUUUUCGAUGCUGACAUCACUCAUUAUCCAACCGCAGCAGCUCACAAAGACAUUAUUGUUCGGAUCCAGUAUAUUGAAUCGUUGAAGCGAUACAUGAGCUGUAGUCGCGAAGGAACACUGUGUUAUUGGAAUGAUCGAUUGAAGCUACAACGAGCUUAUAAAAAUGCUGGACAAUUAUGCCAAGACCAGAUUGAUGAAAAAAGAAACCAACAGGCAAAAACUCAGUCUGGAUCGCAACAUAUCCGAUGGAUUCACGAUGCAGUAUUUAUGGAAAACGUAAACAAAGUUGCACUGGCUUCAGAUGAUCAUCAAAUCACAAUUCAUGAUGGAACUACACUUGAAAAAGCACUCUGUUUUGACCUUCAAAAUGUCAACGUUCUUACAUUGGACUAUUGGACUGAUAAAAACAAUUCCAACUCGACGGAAAGUAUGCUAUUUUACGGAACAGACUCGGGAUAUGUCAAUGUGUUCACAUUCAACAAUGAUAAAAUGUUCAAAAUUGGUGUCCGCCAAAAAGACCAUGCAGAACACAUUUUUUUGGAGAAAAAAGGUGCAAGCAACAAGGCACUUAAAAAUUGGGGAACGCUUUGGAAACGUAGAGCGCAUGGGGAUUGGGCAGUCAAGGUCAAGUACAUACAUGAUCUACAUGCAAUUAUUUCCUGUUCGCCAGAUCCUAAAGAAUCGCUCGUUGUUGCUAUUAUGGAUUACAAUCGUAAAUGGAAAGUUCACGUCUCGCCUGUUCAUAAAGGUGUCAAUGCUUUUGCUUAUUGCCGAACUCCUGUAGCUUUAAUUACCGGCGGUACCGAUCGUCAACUCCGAUUGUGGAAUCCUCAUCGAUUAAACCACCCAAUAGCUGCAAUGAAAGGACACAAUUCUCCAAUUAUUGACAUCACAGUAAAUGAACUUAAUGGCCAAGUGAUUUCACUUUCUGUCGAUACAAACAUCAAGAUUUGGGACAUUCGCAAACAGCAAUGCUUGCAAACCAUUUCUGAUUCAUCUUUCCAAAAAGACGACCUUGUGCCGGCCAUCAUGUUCAAUCCUCACGCAAAAAGUAUUAUUGCAGGAAUUUUCCAUCCCAUUGCUUAUCAUUUGAAGGAGCAGACGGCUGUCACGGAAACUCCCAAAAGCCAUGACUUUCCUAUCCGAUCCGUCAUGUAUAAUCCCGCGUUUAAACAGGUUGUUAGUGGAUGUGAUGGCGGCGUCGUGAAUGUCUGGGACGCUUUAUCCGGACAAAAAACGUUUAGGUUUUCCGAGGUACAUGGAAAAUCAGAGAUCACUGCAAUGUCAUUCGAUGCUAGUGGUCGUAGAUUGGCAACUGGAGGAAGAGAUGGGACAAUCAAGAUUUGGAAUUUUAACAAUGGCCAACUACUGCAGGAACUGGUGAAAAAGGACAAGACAGAAGUUACUGGAUUGGCUUUUAUUGAUAUGAGAGACUCGAUGUAUUUUGUGGCAACAGGAUGGAAUCGAAAAAUCACAAUGUUCAUCAAUGACCCUGACUCACUGACUGUAUAUCCGACAUUUACGUGGCCAGAUCCAACUCUAAGCGGAGGUAAUGUCGGGCGACAUGAAGACGAUAUUUUGUCAAUGGCCUUUUGUCCUCCUAAUAUUUUAGCAACAUCGAGCUACGAUGGCGAAAUUGUGAUUUGUAACUUGCACUCUGGUCAUGUACUACACAAAAUGCGACCUAUUGGAAAAGAAGAGCAAGUCAAUCGAUUGAAGAGUAAAUCAAUAGAUAAAGUACUUUUUCUACCCAAGCGUAAUAAAAUGCGCGAAGCUGGAUCGUUGGUAUCGGCCGGAUCAGAUGGACAGAUUCGUUUCUGGAACAUUAUUCUAGGGACACUUCUUUUAGAAAUAGAUGGAACUCAAGGUCGCAAUGAAGGCGUUUUCACCAUGAUAUCCAAUACACCCAACACCUUGCUGUUUACAGCUGAUGCUCUGGGAUGGGUGAAUGUGUUUGAUAUUAAGGAAACAGCAAUCAAUGAAUACUCUCCUGCAGCAAUGCCUUUGGUUGUUUCAUUCCAUGCACACGUUAGAUCAGUGACAAGCAUGGACAUUAUUGAAAGUCAGGAUGUGAUUAUUACAAGCUCGGCUGAUUGCACGAUCCGGAUGCAUACUUUUAAAGGAGAGUAUAUUGGCAUUUUUGGACAAUCCACAAUGUGGGAGCUUGGUAAUCCCCAAACCUAUAAACAUCCACUACGACCAGUAGAUGUAUUGGAAAAGGCAAAACUUGAGGCUGAACGUGCAGAUGCAUUGGCAGAACAAGCAAAUCGUGAUGCGUAUCCUACAGAUUUGACUUUUACAGGAGCUCAUUCAAGUAAUCGUGCACCUUUGUCGAAUUAUAUAGCAAAUGGACCAAAGUCGUCAUUGUUGGGUAGUCUUUCCAAGUCUAUGAAAUAUGAGGGCCAGAGUAGGCUUCGACAAAAUGAUGCUUUUGCCACGACCCAAUCCGUCAACAAAUUAAUAUCGAGUGGGUUCGAGUCUACUGGACUUUAUGAGCUUGGACGUGGCAAAACGAUUACAAUUCCACCAUUAUUGACUCAGACUACUACGAUUCCAUUCAGUCAAAUUAACCAUAGCACGCCAAUGUUGAAUACCGAGGUGUCACAUACACAGUCAUUUUCUACCCAGCUGGGUAAAGCAACACCAGCCAUCAACCAACAAUCUUUAAUGCAACUACCUCCAAUUAAACCAAUACAAACGUAUAAUUCAAAAAUAGAAAGCAUCAACCUAGGAACUACAUUACGAUCUUAUACACGCAUCAAAACGGCCGAUCUGUUCAAAAACAACAAUAGCUCGUGGUAUGCUCGGUCACAAUAUGCACACAACACGUUUCAAACCCAAAAUAAACGUAAAAGCCAUUUAAAACCACUGAAUAUUGGUCAAGGAACUGGACUUCGUGUGUAUUAUAGUCUACAGCCAUACGAGUUGAAAGAUGUUGACAGCAGUCGUUUGACAGCAGCAGAGUUGAUUGGCGUUGAUUCAACUUGUAAAACCGAAGAUUCAACACCUUGA
Molecule: messenger RNA, 3471 nt
Organism: Batrachochytrium dendrobatidis JAM81
Lineage: Eukaryota; Fungi; Chytridiomycota; Chytridiomycetes; Rhizophydiales
Exons: 8
Coding region: 1-3471 (1156 amino acids)
Molecular function (GO): calcium ion binding; protein binding
Source: RefSeq, a predicted model, not a curated record